AUGUUUAAUAGAAUCAGCAUAGGAGGCAAUCCAAAGAAGGAUGCAAACAAAGAGGCUUCUAAAAAUAGCAAUUUUAAUUAAAAGAAUCAAUUCAAUUCAUAAAAAAAGGGAGAAAACAAAAAUACUUUGAGUAGUCUAUUACAAAAGCGCUCAAACCCUGAGAAGAGUUAAGAUAAUUCAAGUGGUAAACCUUAUAAGUAGGCCUAAAAUAAUAAUUAAAGUAGCAAUAAGAACAACAGUUAGAAACCUUAAAAUAACUAAUCAAAGUAAAAUGAUCAAAAUAAAAAUAAAAAGUUUUAAAAGCACGAAGAAAAGUAGAACUAAAAGAACUAAGAUUUAACAAAUAGAAUCGAAUAAGGAUUAGUAGGCUCCAAAUUCAGAAUGAUCAACGAAUACUUGUACACAACUGAUAGCAAAACUUCAGCAGACCAUUUUGCAAAAAACAAAGAAGAUUUCUUAUUAUAUCACUAAGGAUUCUAAAGUUAAAUCGUUAAGUGGCCUGAGAAACCAGUUGAUAUGAUAAUAAAUGAGCUUAAUAGCAAUUAGAUAUUUUAAAAUGCAGUUAUUGCAGAUUUAGGGUGCGGAGAUGGAAAAAUAUUUGAAUAUUUUAGAGAUAAUAAUAAGUUAAAGAGCUUAGACAGUAGUGUAAAGUAAGGAAUGAAAGAAGUUCAUAGCUUUGAUUUGUGUGCACAUAAAGAUUUUAUUAAAGUAGCAGAUAGUAAAAAUAUACCUCUCAAAAAUUCUGAAUGUGAUGUUGUUGUAUUUUGUCUUGCAUUAAUGGGAACCAAUUACAUAGAAUUUUUAACUGAGGCUAAUCGCUUACUUAAAUUAAAUGGCCACCUUAUCAUUUCUGAAGUAAACUCAAGAAUAACUGACAUGGAUCUAUUUAUCGGUAUGAUAGAAUGCUUAGGAUUUAAACUUUAGAAGAAAAUUUUACCAAACACUUAUUUCUGCUUCUUGACAUUUAAGAAACUUGCUGAUAAUAAAUUAAAGUUAAAUUCCUAAAUACUAAAUUAAAAUAAAAACUUUAAGACAAAAUAUAUCGCUAAAUUCCCUAAAACUAAAGAUCAAUCAGACGUUUUAUACAUCUCAUAAUCUCUCCUCAAGCCUUGCAUUUAUAAAAAAAGAUGA
Tetrahymena thermophila SB210 is the source of this 1131-nucleotide messenger RNA. RefSeq names its product methyltransferase, putative. The transcript has 5 exons. NCBI's taxonomy places the organism in Eukaryota, Ciliophora, Oligohymenophorea, Hymenostomatida, Tetrahymenidae. The record is from RefSeq and is a predicted model, not a curated record. Gene Ontology annotation, cellular component: nucleolus. Gene Ontology annotation, molecular function: methyltransferase activity.